Etheostoma spectabile (orangethroat darter) is the source of this 1721-nucleotide messenger RNA. RefSeq names its product complement C3. NCBI's taxonomy places the organism in Eukaryota, Metazoa, Chordata, Actinopteri, Perciformes, Percidae. The record is from RefSeq and is a predicted model, not a curated record.
UAAAUAAUUGUAUUUCAUUGCACUCAUGCCUCUAUCUUGUUUCUGUUUAGAGUAUGUAUAUAUUGUGUAUAUAUUAGUGUGUAUAUUUCUGUUUUGGUUGAUAUGUAUGUGUAAGCACAGUGUGAGCAAUGCUCCAAAGACAAAUUCCUCGUAUGUGUCCUCAUACCUGGCGAAUAAAGCCGAUUCUGAUUCUGAUUCUGAUUCUGAUACACCCUACUGGUGAGUCAGCAGAAUACACCCUACUAGUGAGUCAGCAGAACACACCCUACUGGUGAGAGCAGAAUACACCCUACUGGUGAGAGCAGAAUACACCCUACUGGUGAGUCAGCAGAAUACACCCUACUGGUGAGUCAGCAGAACACACCCUACUGGUGAGUCAGCAGAAUACACCCUACUGGUGAGUCAGCAGAACACACCCUACUGGUGAGUCAGCAGAAUACACCCUACUGGUGAGUCAGCAGAACACACCCUACUGGUGAGUCAGCAGAAUACACCCUACUGGUGAGUCAGCAGAACACACCCUACUGGUGAGUCAGCAGAACACACCCUACUGGUGAGUCAGCAGAAUACACCCUACUGGUGAGAGCAGAAUAUACCCUACUGGUGAGUCAGCAGAAUACACCCUACUGGUGAGUCAGCAGAAUACACCCUACUGGUGAGUCAGCAGAACACACCCUACUGGUGAGUCAACAAAAUACACCCUACUGGUGAGUCAGCAGAAUACACCCUACUGGUGAGAGCAGAAUACACCCUACUGGUGAGAGCAGAAUACACCCUACUGGUGAGAGCAGAACACACCCUACUGGUGAGUCAGCAGAAUACACCCUACUGGUGAGUCAGCAGAAUACACCCUACUGGUGAAUCAGCAGAAUACAGCCUACUGGUGAGAGCAGAAUACACCCUACUGGUGAGAGCAGAAUACACCCUACUGGUGAGAACAGAAUACACCCUACUGGUGAGAACAGUAUACACCCUACUGGUGAGUCAGCAGGACACACCCUACUGGUGAGAGCAGAAUACACCCUACUGGUGAGUCAGCAGGACACAGACCUGAACCUGACUGAAUCUAUCCAUCCAUCCAUCCAUCCAUCUAUCUCUCUAUCUUUACAGUGAUACCACAUCAUUUACUAAAAAAGUUCCUCUACAAGACUCUAUCACGACGUGGCAGUUCCUCGGCAUCAGUCUGUCCAGGACUCAUGGGCUGUGCGUGGCCGAGCCUCUGGAGGUGAUCGUGAGGAAGGAUUUCUUCAUCGACCUGCGGCUGCCGUACUCGGCCGUCCGGGGAGAACAGCUGGAGAUCAAAGCCAUCCUCCACAACUACACCCCCGACCGCAUCGCCGUGCAUGUGUACCUGAUGGAAGAGGAGCAUGUGUGCAGUUCAGCCUCCAAACGGCUCCGGUACCACCAGGAGGUCCACAUGGGGGGGCAGACCACCCGAUCGGUGCCCUUCAUCAUCAUCCCCAUGAAAGAAGGAACAUAUAACAUCGAGGUCAAAGCAGCUGUUAGAGAUGUUGGUGGUAUGGGUUCUGGGAUGUCUGAUGGGAUCGCAAAGAAGCUGCUGGUGGUGCCUGAAGGCGUCCUGGUUAAAUCUCCUCAGAUCAUAACUCUAGACCCCGUUAAUGAAGGUGUAGGUGGAAAACAGGAAGUAAUUCUCAACAGUCAGAUUCCUGAACACUAUAUGGUCCAAAGUGCACCUAAAACCACCCAGAUCUCUGUGACAG